Molecule: messenger RNA, 366 nt
Organism: Schistosoma turkestanicum
Lineage: Eukaryota; Metazoa; Platyhelminthes; Trematoda; Strigeidida; Schistosomatidae
Source: the annotation of a GenBank genome assembly
AUGGUACGUCUUAUGAAUAUCACUAAACGUGGUAAUCAGGCGUUCGACACAGCAUUGCAAGCAGCUAAAGAUGUCAUCAAUACAGUGGAAACAAACAUGAAUGCACAAAAAGACGAGCGACAACAACAACAACAAGACGAAAAUCAAACAGAAAAUGAUCAGAAUAAUUUGAAUUUUCCCUCGCUCGAUUUAGAUUUAAACAAAACUACUACUAAUAACACUAAUAGUAGUAGUAAUCAUCCAUUGUCUCGAGCUGGUUCAUAUCGUUUAAAACGUCAAGCUAAAAAAAAACAACAUCAUACAACGAAACAUAAACAGAUCAAUGAUCAAUUACAGACGAUGGAAAUGCAAGAUAUUGAUCUAACU